Molecule: messenger RNA, 750 nt
Organism: Camelina sativa (false flax)
Lineage: Eukaryota; Viridiplantae; Streptophyta; Magnoliopsida; Brassicales; Brassicaceae
Product: RAF-like serine/threonine-protein kinase 20
Molecular function (GO): protein binding
Source: RefSeq, a predicted model, not a curated record
CCAUAAUUCUCGGUUUAAGAAAAACCAAAAAAAAAAAAAACACAGAAACAAACAUUUCGAAGAAGCUUCUAAAAAAUGGUGGCCGUAUCAGAGAAUCAGAAAACGAAGAACAACAACAACACUCUCAAGUUCCUCUGCAGUUACAGCGGCAGAAUCCUCCCUCGUUCUAUCGACGGAAAGCUCCGUUACGUCGGAGGUUUCACCCGAGUACUCUCCGUUCGUCACUCCAUCUCUUUCACAGAGCUGAUGGUGAAAUUGGAAGAGUUUUGUGGAUACGCCGUCGAGUUAAAAUGUCAAUUACCAAACGGAGAUCUCGAGACGCUGAUCUCGAUCAAAUCAGACGAAGAUCUAGUCAAUAUCGUUGAAGUAUACGAUCGUGUACACGGAGGCAAGAUCCGUGCGAUUUUGUCGAUUCCGAAGCCGAUGUCGUCUCCACGAUCUAGCGGAGAUCUAUCACCGAAAUCGCCGUUAGUCUACGUCGUGGCUUCUUCUCCUUCACCGCCGCGGUACAGUUUGGCAUCUCCUCCGGCGGAGACUCUUCUUCUCAGUAGGUUCCGUAUGAGAACAGCUGGUGAAUAUUCUCGUUGCUGUAACUGCCGUGUUCACAACAGAGAUGCUAAACUCAUAUGGCAAUAACAUCGUUGACGGAGAAAAAUCAAAUAAUGCCUAAGAAAUAAAAAUGUAGAAAAUGGUGUGUUGUUGUUUUAUGAAGAAUUAUGAAAAUUUAGUGAGAAUUUUGCGGUGCUUGAA